Molecule: messenger RNA, 1686 nt
Organism: Lodderomyces elongisporus
Lineage: Eukaryota; Fungi; Ascomycota; Pichiomycetes; Serinales; Debaryomycetaceae
Product: Def1p
Exons: 1
Coding region: 1-1686 (561 amino acids)
Source: RefSeq, a predicted model, not a curated record
AUGGCACUUCUAAUGUCGAAUCGAAAUGUUUUCAACUCACCUAGACUUGAAUCCAGUCCGUCACCAGCAGCAUACCUCCCCGGCUCAACCAACCAAUUGCGAACACAACCACAAGAUGAACUGCAACAGAUCAACCCUAGCAAACGAAGAAAAUUGUCACUCGUCCCAACCACGCCACUAAACAUAAUGAAUGAGUAUAGCACACAAACUCAAGCUUCUGGUAAUCACACAGCAAAAAGUAUUGGUUUAAGACUACCGAGUCCCUCUUCUUUGCUCAAUAGCUUUACUAGCGGAAAUGAUUCCUCAUCCGCUCAAGCACCAACUAUACCAAUAACAACAGGUUUAACAGGCUCAACAGGAACAUGGGUAGGAGAAGGGGGAGCACAAACUGGAGUAGCUGUAGCUGAAUACGGUCCACCUCAUAUGGUGAGACAAAAUAUUAGACCAAGUUAUAUUGAGGGGUAUUCCUAUCCUAACCAAUAUUCACACGAACAAUACCGUCCCAGUGUUUCACUGAUCCCUGAUGCAAGUCAUCAUCAUCAUCAUCACCAGCACCAGCACCAGCACCAGCACCAGCCAGUACAGCUGCAGCACCAAUUGCCACACCAAUUGCACGAUCCUACCAAAGUACAAUUACCCAUGUCUACUUCUCAAAGUUAUUCCCCCACCAUUGCUCAACCAGGUGCAAGCGGACAAAGAGAAGGACCAAUUGGCGGACAGGUGUAUGCGCCACCUAUGCAAGAUCCUCAGUCUCAAGCACACCAAUACAUGCCAUACCAGCCCUUGCAAAUGGAGACAACAAACCAACCAAUGCAGCAAGUUCUGCAGGUAUCGCAAGUACCAGCACCGCCACUUCCACCACUUCCACCACAGCCACAACCACAACCACCUUCUCAAAUGCCAAAUACUUAUCAGAUGCCCAUUGUACAACCUCAGACAGAUUUGUAUACGCAAACUUACUCUCAAGGACCUCAAUACUAUUAUGUAGCUCCUCAUCAAGCCCAAGCACCACAGCAUCAAGGAUUUGCACCUCAAGUGCAGCAAGAAAUGACACAAGCUCAGCAAUUGCACUAUUUACAUGGAGGACACAUGGUCCCUGGAUUUGCUGGUGUUUCUUCAACUUUUUCACCUGGAAUGUACCAUUCUGAGCCAAUGGCCCACUUACGGCGAAGAACAAAACAAUCGUCAACAUGGUCACCACAAGAGGACAAACUAUUGCGGGAACUAAAAGAGGUUCAGAAGUUGGGAUGGAGAGAAAUCUCGACAUUUUUCCAUGACCGUACCCCCAAUGCAUGUCAAUUUCGAUGGAGGAGGAUAAUAAGCAGUUUGGCUAGUCUGCAUCAAACACAAUCAAGUGGUGGUAAUGGUGGUGGUGGUAGUGGUGGUCUUGAUAUUAAUGCUACUGCUAGUAACUAUCCUAGUGGAACUGUUGGUGAAGGAAGCAGUAGUAAUAUUGGAAGCCAAACUAUGGCCACCACUUCGCCAUCUAUUCCUUCAAGACGAGCUUCAGUAGCACACGUAAAUAUGAUACCACAUACUUUGCAGCCAUUUGGUGAAAUAAGUCCUAGACUCGCGAGAUCUGCUUCGCAUACACCGAUUUUAGAAACAAGUGAAGAAGGAGAAGAAGAAGAAGAAAGAGAAGAAAAGAAAGGGAAACAACAUAAGAUCAAUUUCUUGUUAAACUAA